AUGUCAGGUGGGAAAUAUAAGCCGUUGGAUAAACCAGCGGAUAAGUCAUUGGAUAGCGAUAACGUGCUUUUUUCCAUGGACGAUGACAAUAUCAGUAUCAAUCAAGAAAUAGAUACAAGCCCGGUAGAUGUUAAUGUUCGACAGAAACAGCCUUCCGAACCUGCAAGGGGCCUUUUCAAUACUAUCGCACCUUAUUACCAGGUAGGAGAUGAUCAAUUGUAUCAUCAAGUUGUUUCUGGCCUCAGCUUAAAGAAGGUUAAGAAUUUAGAGGCAGGACCUAACACGAAUAUUGAGAUAUACUCCACGUUUUGGAUUAUAAUGACAGGUGUGCUAUCGCUAUACGUUUCGUACUGUGGCAAGAAUUUACUAACGGAGUUCAUCAAUGGUAGGAGAAUUACUGAUCAGAAAGGAAACUACGGAGUUUUAAUCAGCAUGUUAUGGUUGUUGAGCAUUUACGUGGUUCUUAUACCUGUCUGUUUGAAGAUGUUUGUAACGUACGUCUUUAACCAGGUGAUUGGGGGACUAGAGCUCAUUCAGUGGUAUGGAUUAAGCUGCAUCGUUUGGAUUCCUAUCUCCAUUCUUAGUAUAAUGACCGCAUUUCUCCCCGGCAAUUGGGCCGCUGUGCUAGAAUGGAUACUUGUGGCACUAGGUGGAGCUUACGGAUGUGGUAUUAUUUUCGCGCAGAUACAAGAGGAUUUAAAUGAGAUACCUCAAAAGAAGGUGAUCUCACUGAUAGUAGUAGCAUUACACACCUUAUUCGUCUUGAUCAUUAAAUUUGCUAUUUUCUAG
Molecule: messenger RNA, 789 nt
Organism: Eremothecium sinecaudum
Lineage: Eukaryota; Fungi; Ascomycota; Saccharomycetes; Saccharomycetales; Saccharomycetaceae
Gene: YIP5
Product: Yip5p
Exons: 1
Coding region: 1-789 (262 amino acids)
Biological process (GO): vesicle-mediated transport
Cellular component (GO): Golgi apparatus
Molecular function (GO): small GTPase binding
Source: RefSeq, a predicted model, not a curated record